Molecule: messenger RNA, 1698 nt
Organism: Sporisorium graminicola
Lineage: Eukaryota; Fungi; Basidiomycota; Ustilaginomycetes; Ustilaginales; Ustilaginaceae
Exons: 1
Coding region: 1-1698 (565 amino acids)
Biological process (GO): transmembrane transport
Cellular component (GO): membrane
Molecular function (GO): transmembrane transporter activity
Source: RefSeq, a predicted model, not a curated record
AUGGUGUCCCUAACGCCAGCUUCGGCGGACGCGGCCGUCUCGGAGCGUCGUCUGCUCUGGAAGAUCGACCUGCUCCUCAUGCCCCUCAUGACCAUCGCCUACGGUCUCCAGUUCUACGACAAGGCCAUCCUCGCCUCUGCGUCCAUCUUUGGCAUCCUCAAAGACCUCGAGCUUUCCGUCGUCCACCCUGGCCCUCCCAAAAGCACUUCCCUCGAACGUUACUCGACCGCUACGUCCGCCUUCUACUGGGGCUACCUCGUCGCCGCUUUGCCCAUGGCGUUGCUCGUCCAGCGCUUUCGCCCCAACGUCUUCCUCGGAUGCGCCAUCGUACUUUGGGGUGCCAUUGUCAUCCUCACACCUGCCAUCAGCAGCUGGAGAGGCUUGAUCGCGCAGCGCUUCUUCUUGGGUGCCAUUGAGAGCGCCGUCAGCCCUGGCUUUGUGCACAUCACUCGAUCCUGGUACAAGCGCUCUGAACAGCCGCUGAGGUUGGGCAUCUGGUACUCUGCCACUGGCCUCUUCUCCAUUUUCUCCGCUUUGGUCAACUAUGGAUUGGGCAAAGUCGGUAGCAGGCCAGGUGCCCAUUUGCACGCUUGGAAGUACAUGUUUUUAUUCGCGGGAAGUCUCACCAUCGUGUUCGGUGGUGUGCUGUUGCUGCUUUUGCCCUCGUCGCCUAUCGGCGAUGCUCUGCUCAAAAUUCCCGGAUACAAUCGCUUUUCGCCAGAGGAAAAGAGUCUGGCGGCCGGUCGUUUGCGUUCCAACAUAACAGGCGAGGUAGACGAGGACGACACUUCCACUCUUCGCGCAAGCUCGACCCACGCACGCAAGGAGGAUACGUUUGACGACGAAUCCACUGCUCCUGCCGAGGGUAUUGCUGCUGACGAGGCGCUGCCCUCCACGCCAUUGCCCACGAGCGGCCUCAAGGACAAGCUGGCCUCGCUAAACGUGUCUGCCUCGACCUCUGGUGUUCGUCAACGCUGGAAUGUUGCGCAGAUCAAAGAGGCAUUGAUGGAUUACAAGGUCUACCUCUUCUUCCUCCAAGCCAUCAGCAUCUACAUCUGCAACGGAGGCGUGACAGCAUUCGGCGCCUACAUCAUCAAGUCGUUUGGCUAUUCGUCGAUCCGAUCCAUCAUCCUCCAGACUCCCGGUGGCGCGACGACAGCUAUCUCGAUCUACAUCUCCACCAUCAUCGUGCUCAAGGUCAAGAACUCGCGUUCCAUCUUGCUCAUCCUCACGUGCCUGCCCGUCAUCGCGGGUGCAGCCAUGAUUUGGAAAGGCAACUGGAGCAACCGCGCCGUCCCGCUAGCAGGCUACUACCUGCUGCCCAUUUUCGGUGCGCCGUUCGUGCUGAUGCUCUCGCUGAGCACGGCGAAUGUGGCGGGUGCAACAAAGCAGUCGAUCACGUCGGCCUUUGUGUUUGCGGGGUACAACGUGGGCAACAUCAUUGCUCCUUACCUCACGCUGGCUUCAGAAGCGCCCAUUCACUACCGUCGGACGUUUGUCGCCAUCAUCAGCUGCAUGGCGAUUACGAUUGCGCUGACGUUGAUUUUGGAUGCGGGACUGUGGUGGCAGAACCGAAGCAGGAGGCAGGCGAGGCAACAGGAGGCCAAGAGCAAGGACGAGGUCGACGAGAUCAAGAAGCGUGCGAUUCUCGAGGACUGGACCGAUUGGCAGAAUCCCUACUUUGAGUAUGCUUUCUGA